Vitis riparia (riverbank grape) is the source of this 2833-nucleotide messenger RNA. RefSeq names its product LEAF RUST 10 DISEASE-RESISTANCE LOCUS RECEPTOR-LIKE PROTEIN KINASE-like 1.1. Bases 566 to 2602 code for a protein of 678 amino acids. The record is from RefSeq and is a predicted model, not a curated record. Gene Ontology annotation, biological process: protein phosphorylation. NCBI's taxonomy places the organism in Eukaryota, Viridiplantae, Streptophyta, Magnoliopsida, Vitales, Vitaceae. The transcript is spliced from 5 exons. Gene Ontology annotation, molecular function: protein kinase activity; ATP binding.
CUGGGUUCCUUUUUUCUCCAACGAUGUCCAUCCAAAUGUGUCUACACUACUUGUUCUAUGUUGGGAUCAGUAUCCUCAUUUGCCCCUUGGCUGCGGAGUCAUAUGCACCGGUUGACCACAAGUAUGGAGCUUGCAAGCCUAAGAACUGUGGGAGUGGCCCAAACAUAAGCUACCCGUUUUAUAUCUAUGACACUGAAAUAGACUUCUGUGGCCACCCAGGCUUUGGAAUUUUUUGUGAAGAAAAUAAGCCUCUCUUUAGAACAUCCAGAAAUUACUUCAUUGAAGAUAUCUCUUAUGAGACCCAAUCAUUUCGGUUGGUCAACAAGGAAGUGGUUAACACCUCCUGUGUUGCCCCUUAACAUUGUUUUGUGUUUGAUUUUUCUUCCAUUGAAUUCACCACCAAGUUUGUUGAUCUUAUUUCAUUUUAUUUUAUAAUUGCACAAAACGAGUACCUCUUAUUUACGCACAUUCUCCUGUAACUUGUGCUUCCACUGCCACAAAUUACUCUGUUGCUCUUUUGAACACUGGGUAUAUGAAUUGAAACUCUGAAAAACUGGUUGAAGAGAUGGCCUGUGAGAGGUACGUCGGCGCACCCAUGGAUUGGGAGGGAAGGCAGUAUAAUCAAACAGUGGAGACUAUGGACUACAUACAGUUACUGAAGAAUGGAUUUAGUCUUCGAUGGACUGAAAAAGAAGGGAAACACCCUCCAAAUUGUUCAUUCUUCCAAUGUGGAAAACUGGGCUGGCUUAAAUUUCCCUUCAACAAUGAAACAAAUCCAGAAUGCGGAUUGCGCACAAUAGUAAAUUGCACUGAAGAGGCUCCUAAGAUCCAACUGGAAAGGGGAGGAAGACAUUUUGAGGUGAAAAACAUCCAGGGUGAUACCAUAAUAAUUCAAGAUGAGCAGCUUCAAGAGCACUUGAAACAUGGCAGAUGUGACUUGAUCGACAACUUAACUUCUUCCCCUUCUCCUUCUGUUUUUUUCACACCAGUACCCACCCUAACCAAACUGACCCUGUUCAAAUGCCACCCUAGUCACAAUAUUGAUCUUGUUACAGAGUAUAAUUAUACCAGAUGUCAAGACUACAUUAUCCACUAUAAUCAUCCAAAUCAUAUUCCUCCAACUCCAACUCCACCUCCACCUGGCUGUUCAAUUAUUCAGUAUCCAGUAAACAUGAGUACUGUAGGUAUCGCUAACCUGGUUCCCCUGUUGACUUCUGAUAUCACUCUUGAAGUGAAAGUGUUCCCACCCUGUCGGAAUUGUCUCCAUAGAGGAGGCCAAUGCCAAGAUGAUGAAAAGGGAAAAUUCCAGUGUGCACAUGUAAAAGGGAAUGACAAUCGUCUUCCAGGGAAUGACAAUCGAUUGAAGCUAGCCCUAGGAUUAGGUAUCAGCGCCGGAGGCAUUACCAUCUUAAUAAUUUGUUUCAUCAUCCGACAGCGCCAUAAAAGGAAAUAUGCUUCAACUUUCCUCUCAAGGAACACUUCUUCAGAUCCCUCUUCACAACCAGGAUUGGAAACAACGGGGGCGUACUUUGGCAUCCCCAUUUUCCCCUACAGUGAACUUGAAGAAGCCACUUAUCAUUUUGUCCCUGAUAGAGAAAUUGGAGAUGGAGGUUUUGGAACUGUAUACCAUGGACAACUGCGAGAUGGGCGAGAGGUUGCCGUCAAGCGCCUAUACGAGAACAAUUACAGGCGGGUUGAACAGUUCAUGAAUGAAGUUCAAAUCCUCACUCGUUUGCGCCACCGGAAUCUUGUCUCCCUUUACGGCUGCACCUCACGCCACAGCCGUGAACUCCUUCUGGUUUACGAAUUUAUUCCCAAUGGCACAGUCGCUGAUCAUCUCCACGGGAAUCGAGCAGAUUCAGGCUUACUCACAUGGCCUAUCCGAUUGAGUAUUGCCAUAGAAACUGCCAGCGCAUUAUAUUAUCUCCAUGCUUCUGAUGUUGUACACCGGGACGUGAAAACUAAGAACAUUCUCCUGGAUAAUAGUUUCUGUGUUAAAGUCGCAGAUUUCGGGCUUUCACGACUCUUCCCCACCGAUGUUACCCAUGUCUCAACCGCUCCACAAGGGACUCCCGGCUAUGUUGAUCCAGAAUAUCACCAAUGUUACCAGCUUACAGAUAAGAGCGAUGUUUACAGCUUUGGGGUUGUCCUUAUUGAACUGAUAUCAUCACUGCCUCCUGUAGACUUUAGUAGGCAUAAGCAUGAGAUCAAUUUGUCUAACUACGCUAUAAACAAGAUACAAAAAUGUGCAUUUCACGAGCUGAUUGACCCACAUCUUGGAUUCGAUUCAGAUCUUGCGGUUAAUAGGAUGACUACUCUGGUAGCAGAAUUAGCCUUUCGCUGUCUGCAACCUGACAAGGAAAUGAGGCCUUCCAUGGAUGAAGUUUUGGAGAUUUUGAAGGAAAUUGAGAGUAACAGGCAUGAAUUGGAGAACAUGGACGCAGCAGCGGACAGUGUUGGGUCGUCGAUGCGUGAGCCGCCGCCACCUUCACCAGAUUGUGAUGAAGUGGGGUUGUUGAAAAGCGUCCAGCUGAUGCCAUCACCAGAUAGUACGACCGCUCAAUGGGCCAGUAGGUCUACUACACCAAGCGCCAGUGCUUAGCUUUUCCCUUGUAUUUUGCUUAUUUUUCAAAGGAGAUGCUAAAAAUAUGUGAAACAUUUAACCCGACAUAAAUGAAAGGGUUAAUGUUCUUUCUCAUCUUCGUAUCUUUGUUUUGUUGUCUAUGUACCAGAGAUGAAUCUCAGAUUCAUUGUCUACUGGAUUUAAGGCCUGAGGGGAGAAUGUGCAAAGUAAAAGAAGCUGUCGUUGAUAUGCCCAGCUUUGAUUUUGUAA